This is a messenger RNA of Lacerta agilis (Sand lizard), 536 nucleotides long. It is a transcript of the gene MRPL54, whose product is annotated as mitochondrial ribosomal protein L54. Gene Ontology annotation, molecular function: structural constituent of ribosome. NCBI's taxonomy places the organism in Eukaryota, Metazoa, Chordata, Lepidosauria, Squamata, Lacertidae. The transcript has 3 exons. Bases 33 to 428 code for a protein of 131 amino acids. Gene Ontology annotation, cellular component: mitochondrial large ribosomal subunit. The record is from RefSeq and is a predicted model, not a curated record.
CUCCGCGGAGCCCGGGCAGCCUCUCCGCGCUCAUGGCUCUCUCCGGUCUGCAGCUGCGGGCCGUGCUCCGCCUUUCCCCGGCCCGCAGCAUCCUCUUGCCCGGCCCGGGGCUCCGGAACUACGCUAAGAAGGCCGGGGGUGCAAAGAUCAGAGGGAAAGGCGCGGCUAAAGAAAACAUGAAGGGUCCCGAAGUCUGCAAAGACGCCACGAUUCUCACCACACACGCCGUGGGGGUCAACAUCUACAAGGAAGGCCCAGAGGUAGCUUUGAAGCCGGAUUCGGAAUAUCCCGAAUGGCUUUUCCAGAUGUACCUCGGCCCCCCCAAGAAGCUGGAGGAGCUCGACCCGGAGACCCACGAAUAUUGGCGGAAGCUGCGGAAGCUGAACGUGUGGCAGGAAAACAAACUCAAGAAGGUCCGGUCGUUUUGAUGCGGAGAGCUGUGAAAGCAUUCGGGUGGCUGCAGGCGAAGGACGUUGUUUUCUAUUUUUUAUGUCUCGCUUUGGUGUAAAAGUUGGCCAAUAAAAACCUCGACCCUG